CCCAAGACAAACAGCUCAGACCUAAGCCAAACAUAAUGCAUCCUCCUCCAACUUUCGGUUACCCAAAAUCAUUUUUCCUAGAUUCCAGCCUACUCGACAACCGUCUCCAUCCUUGCUUCUUCCUCCAAAAUUUUCAAAUCAGUCCAAACCAGACUGAGUGAUUCACCAUCAUCAUCAUCAUCAUCUUCUUCUUCUUCUUCUUCCUUUCGAAUCUCUCGAUCUCUUGCCGAGGCCGCCUGAACCGAAGAGGGAAAAGGUUCUUUUUUCUCUGUUUUUUUCAUGGCUGCGUAUAAAGCUGACGACGAGUACGAUUACCUCUUCAAGCUGGUCCUGAUCGGCGACUCCGGUGUCGGCAAAUCCAACUUGCUCUCCCGGUUCACCAGGAACGAGUUCAAUCUCGAGUCCAAGUCCACCAUCGGGGUCGAGUUCGCCACUAAGAGCUUGAACCUCGACGGCAAGGUCGUCAAGGCUCAGAUUUGGGACACUGCUGGCCAAGAAAGGUACCGUGCCAUCACUAGUGCUUACUAUAGAGGAGCUGUUGGCGCUUUACUUGUGUAUGAUGUCACCAGGCAUGCCACUUUUGAGAAUGUUGGAAGGUGGCUGAGGGAGUUGAGGGACCACACCGACCCCAACAUUGUGGUCAUGCUCAUUGGAAACAAGUCUGAUCUCCGCCACCUCGUGGCUGUCCCACUGGAGGAUGGGAAGUCCUUUGCCGAGAAUGAGUCACUCUAUUUCAUGGAGACUUCCGCAUUGGACGCGACCAAUGUGGAAGCAGCUUUUGCCGAAGUCCUUAGUCAGAUUUAUAGGAUCGUGAGCAAGAAAGCAGUCGAAGCAGGUGACAACCCAAGUGUUUCUUCUGUUCCAGGUCAGGGACAAACGAUCAAUGUCAAAGAAGACGGGUCUGUUUUUAAGAGGAUUGGAUGCUGCUCUAGUUAAGGAGGGGUUCCUUUAGCUCCUUGUUGCUAGGAGGGAGGGUCUGCUAAGUGCUACCUCUGUGUAUAUUUUUUCUUAACACAAAAUGUCCUUGGAUAUAAAUUGGUCUGGGAAUUGUUGAUGCACGAAUUCUGUAAGUUGGUCUAAAACUAGUCAGGCCAGUUGGAUUUGAUAACUAGGUGGAAGUGAAAUGAUUGUAUCCUGAUGGUGACAUCAUAUUAACUAUUACAUUCCUGUUUAUUGCUCCGAUGAGCCGAAAUUGAAAGCAAUUUCGUUUGGACAA
This is a messenger RNA of Rhodamnia argentea, 1216 nucleotides long. Its product is annotated as ras-related protein Rab11D. Lineage: Eukaryota; Viridiplantae; Streptophyta; Magnoliopsida; Myrtales; Myrtaceae. The record is from RefSeq and is a predicted model, not a curated record. The coding region runs from base 280 to 936 and encodes 218 amino acids. The transcript is spliced from 2 exons. Gene Ontology annotation, cellular component: endosome. Gene Ontology annotation, molecular function: GTP binding; GTPase activity.